Molecule: messenger RNA, 2954 nt
Organism: Bactrocera dorsalis (oriental fruit fly)
Lineage: Eukaryota; Metazoa; Arthropoda; Insecta; Diptera; Tephritidae
Gene: Zip71B
Product: zinc transporter ZIP6
Exons: 4
Coding region: 825-2693 (622 amino acids)
Biological process (GO): intracellular zinc ion homeostasis; zinc ion import across plasma membrane
Cellular component (GO): membrane
Molecular function (GO): zinc ion transmembrane transporter activity
Source: RefSeq, a predicted model, not a curated record
AGACCUAAACCGUUUAAUAGUCCGUCAACCGCUCAACGGUAAAGCGGUUCAACGCAGCGAGCGCGCAAAGUAGCAAACGAAUGUGAAGUGUAGUGAAAACGAAUAAAAAAGCAAAUUGUGUAAAUACUGAUUUAGCAACGGUUGUAUGUUGUAAGUGACAGUGACAGCGUUUGGCGUGCAAUUCAAGUGCGAACGUUCAACGCUUGAAUUAAAAAAUUAAGCGCAGCUUUUGUUGUGAACAAAUAAAGCCAGACAACACCAAAAAGUGACGCGAAAAAAUCAUAAUUUCAGUACAAAAACGAGACUAUUUCAGUUAAUUGGCGAACAGUAGGAAAUUAUUGUUGCCCAAGCGUGAAAUAAGUGUUGUGAAUGGGCAAAGAAAUUGUGUUCGAAGAUAUAACAAAACAAAACUAGGCGAAUUUGUAAGCGAAUAAUUAAAUAUAAAAUGUAACUGUUUUGAACGUAGCGAAUUUUUUAAGAAAAUGAAGCACUAAAUACGAACUCCAUUAUUUUAAGCGAUAUUAAUACGCCCUACUUUAAUAUUUUUGUAAACUUAUAAAAAAAAAUAUGAAUUGGUGGAACACUUUGUGAACUUAAAACGAAAUAUGAACAAGUGAAACAGGUUUUUAUAUCGAAAUUUGAGCAGCUAAAAAUUAUAUUUUUGAACCAGAAAAGAAUACUCUUUAUUUUUUAAAAUUAUACUGAAAUUUUCAGAAAGUUUUUAUGUAAAAAGUUCGUAAAAACACUUUUGAACCUUAAAAAACAAUAUUUGUUCCGUCAAAUCACACAUUCUUGCGCCGAAAAACUUGCGUAUAUAAAAGAAAAUGGCUUCAUCCACGCUUGCUCACAUUUUUGCUGCAAUUUUUGUUUGCUACCUCUGCGGCACACUGCAACAAGCUCAUGCUGCCACAGAGUAUAACCGUUAUUUGGCGCAUAUUUUUCAAAAAUAUGGCACUGGUGGCACAAUUUCAUUCGAGGGUCUCGAGCAUUUGAUGUACAAUCUAGGCUUGGGACAAAUCGAAUUCGAGCCAGAGCAUACAGUCGACGUACAUCGUCCAAAGGGUUUUAAAAUAGAUGAUGAUGCCCAAUUGACUGCUUAUUUUGAGCAGAAAAAUUUGAAAUUCCAACCCACCGACGAAGAUAUGGAAGUCUUAACGCAAAAAAAUUCAGAAGAGAAAGUGACCGACGAAUUGGACAUACUCAUGAAGGAGAAGGAAAAAGGCAUUUUGUUGGAGUUCAAAGAGAUGCACGAUCCAAAGCAUAGACAUCGGCGUGAUAGUGAUGCUUCUUUGGACGCUGCGCCACUCUCAGCCAAUGUUUGCCUCUCGCCAAAAUCCAUGCUGCGUCUAGUCGUCGACCAUGAUGAUCUACACAAUCGCAAACUCUACAAGACUUACACAUCGGAUGAUGUUACGAAGGCGCACAACUCCGAAGAUGAAUACAAUGAGUUCAUCAACGAUGUACAGUUAACACCGGUGGCGUUCAUGAAACUCUGUCCAGCGCUGUUGGCGCAAAUUGAUCAGCAUGUCUGCAUACGACCAGCGCCACUCAGCAACGGCAUGGAUGCCAAGCAAGCGCUGUGGAAUGCUUGGAUAUACGCCAGCAUUUCGAUAUUCAUACUCUCCGCUUGCGGACUGCUUGGCAUUCUGCUGGUGCCGCUCAUGAAAACCGUCGCGUAUCAGGAGAUUUUGAAAUUCCUCGUUGCCGUUGCCAUCGGCACGCUAGCCGGUGAUGCCUUAAUGCAUUUACUGCCGCACGCACUGGUGCCCGAACAUGAUGACGAACACGAUGUGCAUGCGGAUGGAACUGCUGCGUCGGCGCACGAUUCACACGAAGCAGUUUGGAUCUGCGCCUGCGCUUUCUUCACUUGUAUCUUCAUGUACGUCUUGGAGCAUAUAUUGCCGUUAUUGCGGGGUGACAGCGCUGGCGGACAUGGGCACGCGCACGGACAUGGACACUCACAUGGCGGACAUGGGCAUAAGCAAGGGCACGCGCAUAAACCGGGACACGCGCAUGCGCACCACGCAGAGCAAGCGCAUCAUGUAGAGCAUGCGCACCACGCCGAACAAGCAACGACAGAAAAACCAACUGACAAUGUGCUCACCGCCAACAUCGUGCCGCCAGUCAAUAACGAUGCAAAAGAGAUUAAUAUCAUGUUGAAUGAAACGAAAAAUGAUGAAAAAACGCCGAAUCGUCCAUUGACGCCCGUAGCCUUCAUGGUCGUCAUCGGCGAUGGCCUGCACAAUCUUACCGAUGGCCUCGCCAUAGGCGCCGCUUUCGCCAGCGAUCCAGUAACCGGCAUGGCCACCGCCUUCGCCGUGCUCUGCCACGAGCUGCCACAUGAGUUGGGCGAUUUUGCGCUUCUGCUGCAGACAGGCGUGUCCUUGCGGCGUGCCGUCUACUUGAACAUUGUCAGUUCGGUGUUGAGUUUCCUGGGCAUGGCUAUCGGUUUGUUCAUAGCCGGCGCGCAUGGCAAUAUGACACAAUGGAUUUACGCCUGCACAGCCGGUUCGUUCCUCUAUAUUGCGCUCGCAGAUCUGGUGCCGGCGAUGAGCGAGGUGGAAGCGCAUGCUCACGAUGCGAAGAGCAAACUGAAGGGCACGUUAAUACAGAUAUUCGGCAUGCUGUUAGGUGGUAUUAUCAUGUUGGCCAUCGCUGUCAAUGAGCAUUCGCUCUCGGCGCUUUUUAAGUAAAAAAAAAACAACAAUAACCAUAGCAAGCGGCAAUAUUUGAUUAUGCGCUUCUCAGUUCUGUAAAUUGAGAGCGCAAAUGUGAGUUGUUAAAAACACGCAUUCCUAGACUACAUUGUAGAGUCUGCUUUUUAAUGUUUAUGUUUAAGUUUGUAUGUUUUAUGGUUCUUAAGUUUAAAAGUAUUAUUAAAUAUAUUGUAGUUGUACAAAUUAAGUUUUAGAAACGAUUUAUGAAUUAUAAUAAAAUUUAAAAUAAAUUAAAAA